AUGUUUUGUGUUAAAGCUGCUCGUAUACCUCGAAAAGGCUGCCAGGCUGGUCAUUUUGGUCCUACAUGUGAAUUUUGUGACAUUAAAUGUUUGAACAGACAGUGUGAUGUCUUCAAUGGAUCAUGUAUAUAUGGCUGUAGCAAUUCACUGUUGGUACCUCCAAAUUGUAAUGUUUGCAAAAAAGGGUUCUACGGUCGAGACUGUGGGACACCCUGUGGAAACUGUAAAACAGGGACAUACUGUAACAUCAUUACUGGGAUUUGUCAGGAUGGUUGUCGAGACCAUUGGGCUGGAGAGAAAUGUGACGUUUGCAAAAAUGGGUUCUACGGUAGAGACUGUGCUACACCCUGUGAAAAUUGUAAAACUGGGAAACACUGUAACAACAUUACAGGGAUUUGUCAGGAUGGUUGUCGAGAUCAUUGGGCUGGAGAAAAAUGUGACGUUUGCAACCAUGGAUUUUAUGGUACAGAUUGUAGAGAGGAGUGUGGACACUGUAAAACAGAAACAUAUUGUAACAACAUAACAGGAAUCUGUCCACAUGGAUGUCUGAGUCAUUGGGCUGGAAAUAAAUGUGAUGGAUGUUUAAAAGGUUUUUACGGGGAAAACUGCUCCUUGAUCUGCGGACAUUGCAAGAAUGAAACAUCUUGUAACAACAUCACAGGGGCAUGCAAAAGCGGAUGCCAAAAAAACUGGAAUGGCACAAAUUGUGAAAAAUAUAUAGAGUAUCUUAUCAAUCCAAAAGAACUCUCCAGUAAUGCAGCAGUAAUCGGAGGAACACUUUCAGCAAUCGUUUUUCUAUCUAUAGCCGGAGUAUCUCUUUUAUUUUUCUACAGGCGGUACCGUAAUACUAGCAGCAAACGAAGUGACACGGCUACCAUUAGGACGUCUGACUUACAAAGUGAUAGCAAACAGAGAGGGGAAAAUAACUUCAGCGAUUUUAGGGACAAAGUGGAAUUUUAUGUAGAAGACCAAUCAAAGGGAACAAAUGACGAGUUUGACCAUUUACCUUCAUCCUCUAAUGGUGAUAAUGGAUAUUACAACACGGUCCAGGUUAAUACAAAUAUGGAUAUUGAGGAUUUACAAGAUGUAAUAGUGGAAAAGAGUAAAUUUGAGAACAGACAGUUUCUGUCAGAAUAUAAGAGGUUUCCACCAGCAAAUGUCAAUGUUUGUAAAUCAGCAAAGAAAAUGGAAAACGUUGCCAAAAACCGUUUUAAAACAACAUUUCCAUAUGAGCAUUCUAGAGUCAUACUCAAAGAUAAAUGGCAGAAUUUGGACAAUGACUAUAUCAAUGCAAACUAUAUAAAGGAUUUUAAUGGAGACGUUGCAUACAUAGGGGCACAAGGCCCAAAAAGCAACACAUUGGCAGAUUUUUGGAGAAUGAUUUGGCAAGAAGAAAUAAAAGAUAUAGUAAUGCUGACCAACAUUAUAGAAAAUGGAAAGAACAAGUGCACACAAUAUUGGCCAAAUAAAGACAAAACCAUGAAUAUAGGUCCAUGUGAAAUAUCUCUUUCGGAGGAAAAUACAUAUGCAUUUUACAUUCUUCGAAAAUUUUUAGUACAGCGAAAAAAAACAAAUGGUAGGAGAGAAAUAACCCACUUUCAUUACACUGCAUGGCCAGACCAUGGAACUCCAGAAGAAAUUGGACUUGUUCAGUUCCAUAAGGCUGUUACCAAGCGAAAACAUUCUGAUGCCCCAUUAUUGGUCCAUUGCAGUGCCGGUGUUGGUAGAACGGGUACCUUUAUAGGACUUGACUCUUUGCUGAAACAGGGAAGAAAAACGGGGUGGAUCAACGUUUUUGAGUUUGUCAAGCAAAUGAGAGAUGAUCGAAUGACCAUGGUUCAAACACCAGAGCAGUAUAUAUUUUUACAUAGAGCUCUUCAAUGUGGCUUCCAGGACAAGGGCAAUGUAAUCCAAGAAGGGGAUUUGCAAUCAAAGACGGAAGAAUUACUAAAUGACCAUUCACCGUUGAAUCAAAGAAUUUUAUACAAAGAAUUUAAGUUCCUGACAUCCCUGAAACCAGUUUACAACGACGAAGAUAAAAAAGAUGCUAAAAAGGCCGAAAACAAAUCAAAAAAUUUCAGUGGGGAUAUUCUGCCAAUUUCGAAGUUUAGACCAUAUUUGACAUCAUAUGUGAAAGGACGAAAUGACUUUAUAAAUGCAGUUAUUGUAUCGACUUUCACAAACCCAACUGGAUUUAUAUUGACCCAGAAGCCUCUACCUGAAACUAAUGUUGAUCUGUGUAGAUUAUGUAUGGACCACGAAGUGGCUGCAUUAGUGGUCUUGACUGACAACGACGAGGAAACUACCUGGCUUCCAAAGCGCGGUUUGUCUCAGUCGUGUCCUCCUUACAUCCUCACCACCGGAAAUAGUGGGAGCACCAUUAAUGGCGUCUCACAAGAUACCCUGGUUAUUUCAAGCACUGAACACAAAAGAGAUAUUGAUGUCUUCCUAAUACCCCACGAAAACGAUGAUUCUUUGGUAAAAGGAACAGAGUUGCUUCUGGAAAAAGAGAAAACUUCAAAAUGUCCUGCUGUGAUUAUUAGCAAGGAUGGUGCUGGACCAGCGGGGAUAUUCUGUGUUUUAUAUAACGCCCUUCAGCAGCUUCGUAUGGACGGUGAAGUAGACGUAUUCACCACUGUCCGACAAAUACAGUCUAGGAGGCCAGAAGUCUUAACUAAACUUGAAGAGUACAAACGAUGCUAUCAACUGGUUUCCCUCUUUGUUUCUACGGAGGGAAUAUACGCCAAUGUGUAA
Messenger RNA from Saccostrea echinata, 2754 nucleotides. Its product is annotated as receptor-type tyrosine-protein phosphatase alpha-like. Lineage: Eukaryota; Metazoa; Mollusca; Bivalvia; Ostreida; Ostreidae. Bases 1 to 2754 code for a protein of 917 amino acids. Gene Ontology annotation, molecular function: protein tyrosine phosphatase activity. The record is from RefSeq and is a predicted model, not a curated record. Gene Ontology annotation, biological process: protein dephosphorylation. The transcript is spliced from 24 exons.